CCGCGUUUUACGUGGCUACCGCUGUGUGUGUUGCCGCGGUCUGUAAACUUUCUCAUUGCAGUCACUGUCGGCGUGAAAUUUGAUUUUUAUUACUUGACCUUGGUCGCUAUUACGCGUUUCCUGAGUAGUCUAAAUUAGAGCGCAUGUUACCGGCACGUUGUGAUCGGCUGAGUAGUGAUGCUUCUUGUUUCCAACUGGUUGUGCAGCUUUGUGUUAGGAAGCUGUUGACAAAACUCUGUACGGAUUUAUUUUGUGGUAAAAGUUAUGUUAGAGUUCGAAGAGGCUGCGACUAAAUAGGUACCUAUUCUAACGGCGCAAAGGUAACCAAAUCAUUCACUAUAUUGCCGUAAUAUCAAUUUAGGUGCUGUCGCUCUUGAACCGUUCCCUUUCAGAGCUUUUUGCCGAGAAUGGCGGGGCCGCGACCGUAUUCCCUCGGCUUAGACGAGCUACAGAGGCGUCUGUGCAAGCUUCAUGAGGAAAAAGACCUGAUAGUAACCUUGCUCGAUGACAUGCUGGUAAAGGUGGAUGGGAUGAUUGCCGACGGGCGUAAUCUGACUAACAUGAGUCAGUUUUUCAGUUAUUUUGGGGACGCAAGUAGCAUGAUGGAGCUCGUGUUUAUGAAGCUCUUCAAGGUUCAUGUGCUUCUCACUGAAGAUACUUAUGUUGAUUCUGAACAACACAGAGUGCCCCGUAUGGCUAUCACAUACAAAUCCCAUGACAACAGUGACCGGUACAGCAACUCCCAGCUGGCUGCACUGGAAGCACCAAAGGAUAGUCUCAGCUGCCUGCCAUCUGGUGUAAGUGUCAUAAAACACCAGUAUUUUUACUCAUCUUCAGCUUAUGUGCAUGAGUGGCGCUUAAGUAUAGAAGUGUAGUACUUUAUUGAUUGCAUAAAUUCAUGUCCUUCCCACAU
Messenger RNA from Rhipicephalus microplus (southern cattle tick), 913 nucleotides. RefSeq lists its product as uncharacterized. Lineage: Eukaryota; Metazoa; Arthropoda; Arachnida; Ixodida; Ixodidae. The record is from RefSeq and is a predicted model, not a curated record.